Molecule: messenger RNA, 683 nt
Organism: Camelina sativa (false flax)
Lineage: Eukaryota; Viridiplantae; Streptophyta; Magnoliopsida; Brassicales; Brassicaceae
Source: RefSeq, a predicted model, not a curated record
UGCAGCACAACGCGUUAAACCCUCUACGCCACACUAUAUAUAAAAGACCCUCAGCAACUUCUCUUUAACCAAAAACUCAAACCUACACUCACUAGAUUCAAACUAAAAUGGCCAUAGGUUCUCGUGUUUUGAUUUGUCUGACCAUGAUCCUUGUAAUUUCAGGAACACUACUAGUUCCAGGGCAUGGAACGUGCCAAGGUGACAUCGAAGGUCUCAUGAAAGAGUGUGCCGUCUACGUGCAGCGUCCAGGCGCAAUGGUAAACCCCUCUGCAGCGUGCUGCAGAGUCGUUAAGAGAUCAGACAUCUCUUGCGCGUGUGGCCGUAUCACAGCUUCAGUGCUAAAAAUGAUAGACAUGGAUAAGGUUGUUCAUGUCUCUGCCUUUUGUGGGAAGCCUCUAGCUCAUGGUACCAAGUGUGGAAGUUACGUUGUGCCAUGAAAUUUGGGACCAGAACUUGGGAGCUAAAAGGGGUUUCUAGAAUAAAUUGUUUGUGCAUGAAGCUGUAGCUGCUGUACUAUUUCGUAUUUCCCCACUACUAAAAUACUCUUGUAAUCUCCCUAAAAUCCACUAUCAUUAAAAUCUACUCUUUAUGUUAUCUCUAAUAUUCCAUGUUACGAGUCGAAAGACGAAAAGUAUCUAUGGUAUCGUCAAGAUUCAAUAUAUUGAUGCUACGACUUUCCAGUA